GAUGAAGAUGGACGGCGGAAGGGGGGACAUCACAGCAUCUCUCCCACAUCAAAUCCGGUGAUACAAGACCUCCAUGCGCCGGACUAAAUACCGCGCCUCUCCUCCCUCCCCCCACGACGACCAGAGCGAGCGAGGUCCAGCUCCUCUCGCUUUUGCGUGCUUGCACUUCUUGUCACCGCUCUCCUCGUUCUACCCUCGCGCCCAGGACACGAAAUGGCCGACGAGCAGCCUUCUGGACCGCUCUCUGAUGAGGACGUCGAGUACCUGCAGAACACCAUUAUCCAGAUCGGCUGCGAGUUUGUCUUCUAUGGCAUCCACGCAACGCUCUUCAUCAUCGCCGCGUACCUCUUGAUUCCGAGAGGCUUCAAGACUAUGAAGUAUGCUGCUAUGCUGUGCGCAACACUAGCGCUGUUCACUGCAGCCACGGGGGUCAUGGUACUGGACAUGAAAACGGCAGUGGCGAGCAUGGAAUUACUUGGCUACGACCCACCCAACCUGGACGGGAUGAUCAAGCGCACGGUCGUCGCCGACAACUGGCUCUUCCGUCUGAACUUCUUCCUCUCCGAUGUCAUUCUCGUCUGGCGCGCCUGGGUGCUCUGGCCGGGACACAAGCAAAUCCAGAACGUAUUGCUGAGCUGCCUCGCUGUCACCGCCGCGGGCGUCAUCGCCGACGGCACACUCGUCACCGUCGACGCGGUGCGCGCUGCCGACCGCACCGGCGCCGUCUCCCUCAUGAUGACCGUUCCUCUCCUCGUCACCAAUGUCGCCGCCACCGUCUGUGUCCUCCGCAAGCUCAAGGAGUCGUGGGGCUCCGUGCACGAGAAGCUGCGGGCGAAGUCGCUGUACAUGCGCUGCGAGACGAUCGCGCUGUUCGGCAUCGAGAGCGGGCUCGUGUACUGCGGGAUCUCGCUCGUCACGCUCGUCGCCGCCGUCAUCGACGCGGGCAUCUUCACGUCCAUCUGGCUCGCCGUGUCGAUCUCCCUCACGGGGCUGUACUCGACGUUCAUUAUCGUGCUCGUGCUCAUGGACAAGCCGCCGGUGCAGAGGCACCUGCCGGCGGCUGCUGGAGGCAAGGGCGUUGCCCCGCCAGGGACGCGCUCCGUCACGUUUAACAUGUCGGGCGGUCCUGGGGCGGCGCGUCCACCGGUUGAGAAGCCUGCGGAGAAGAGUCGUAAUGACGAGCACGGCGGGGACAGUAUCCUCAUUACCUCGCAGACCUUCCAGGAAGCUCGCUCUCGCGAUGCGUCCGACAGCAAUGUCUGAGCCUGAGGGGAAGCCAAGGGAGGGAGUGGUGUCCAGUGCAGCGUCGGCUCCACUGCAUGCUUUGUACUACUUUACGACUCGUGUCUGUCUUGCUAUGUUGCGCAUCGUCUAUCUAUUGUACGGAGGAUCUGUAUAUAUUCGCUGAACCACUGAAGAGCUGGAAACUGUAUGCUUAGAUGUCGUGCUAUCGGAUGUGACGAUGAUCUUCAUGCUCCGGCCUCGAGGCAGACAUUGCUGACUGCUCUUGCCUCCGACACUCACCACGGGCUCCGUAUAU
This is a messenger RNA of Schizophyllum commune H4-8, 1540 nucleotides long. RefSeq lists its product as uncharacterized. Lineage: Eukaryota; Fungi; Basidiomycota; Agaricomycetes; Agaricales; Schizophyllaceae. Bases 214 to 1263 code for a protein of 349 amino acids. The transcript has 5 exons. The record is from RefSeq and is a predicted model, not a curated record.